UUAAGAAUUUGCCAUAAACUGUAUUUAGACGGUAUUUAAACCGUAUUUUAAAAUUUUAUGUGCUGCGUUUUGGAAGUCAAGUAUCGCUGUUAAAAGUGUUUGACAGCGUGCGGUGGUUCCACCACAUAAAGACAUAUGUAUGUAUGUACAUACAUAAAAAUAAAUUGUUUGCAUCCUUUUUUUAAAUUUUAAAAUUUUGUUUUAUGUUAUGGAAUAUGGGGUCACCUUUUAAAAUAGAAGAUUUUUAUGGUGUUUACUUGCUAUGCAGUAAAAGUGCAAAUCCAAAGUAUAGAGGCCGUUGCUAUGUAGGCUACACAGUGAAUCCAAAUCGAAGAAUUAAGCAACAUAACAAGGGUAUCGACUUCGGAGGUGCCAGAAAAACUAGUAACAAAGGGCCAUGGGUAAUGGUGAUGAUUGUGCAUGGAUUUCCAAAUAACAUUUCAGCAUUGCAAUUUGAGUGGGCUUGGCAAUGGCCCGGGAAAUCAUCUCGUUUAAAAUGUUAUACUGCUUUACAUAAAAAGCUUAGAAAAGAGACAAAUUUUGAGCACCAUUUUCGAAUUUUGUCACACAUGUUGAAAAUAGGUCCUUGGAAUAGAUUGCCGCUAACGAUACGUUGGUUUCUAAAUGAAUACCGCAAAAACUUCCCUUCCGACAUUAUUCCUCCAUUACAUAUGAAAGUUGAAUACGGAUCUGUAUUAAUAAAAAAAAAAAGAUCAAGGGUAAGUGAAUCUGAAAACUUAACUCCAUAUAAAAGCCGUUUAAUUGAGUGUCAUAUGUGCAUGAAAAUAAUAGAAAACUGUAGUAGAUCUAAAAUAACUUGUAUAAAUCCUAAAUGUGUUUUAACCUGUCAUAUAACUUGUCUUGCGAGUCAGUGCUUGGAACCUGGGCAAUAUGUACCUAUUGAAGGAAUCUGCCCAAUCUGUGAAAUUUCUUUUAUUUGGGGCGAUUUAAUAAGGAAGAAAAAUGGAUGCAGUGAUUUGGAAUAUGUUGAUUCUCAAAUUACAUCUGACAGUGAAGGAUCUGACAGCAUCAAUCUAGAUCAUACAGAUAGCGACAGCGACUUUAGUACAUAUUAGUGAUAAAAUUCAUUGAAAUAGCAUCGACAUUUUUGUGCCAAAUAUUUUUGUGAUUUUGAUUUAUACAUACAAAAUAAAGUCGUAAUUCAAUAUAA
Molecule: messenger RNA, 1171 nt
Organism: Condylostylus longicornis
Lineage: Eukaryota; Metazoa; Arthropoda; Insecta; Diptera; Dolichopodidae
Gene: slx1
Product: structure-specific endonuclease subunit SLX1 homolog
Exons: 3
Coding region: 204-1076 (290 amino acids)
Biological process (GO): double-strand break repair via homologous recombination
Cellular component (GO): Slx1-Slx4 complex
Molecular function (GO): 5'-flap endonuclease activity; crossover junction DNA endonuclease activity
Source: RefSeq, a predicted model, not a curated record